Cladophialophora carrionii CBS 160.54 is the source of this 1065-nucleotide messenger RNA. RefSeq lists its product as uncharacterized. Gene Ontology annotation, molecular function: hydrolase activity. The coding region runs from base 1 to 1065 and encodes 354 amino acids. NCBI's taxonomy places the organism in Eukaryota, Fungi, Ascomycota, Eurotiomycetes, Chaetothyriales, Herpotrichiellaceae. The transcript is spliced from 7 exons. The record is from RefSeq and is a predicted model, not a curated record.
AUGAAGGAAAGACCACAGCUCUCGGCUGGGGAUUAUCUCUCUUUGCUCCUCGCCAUGACGAGAUGCCUUGGCGCAUUGACAUACUCGACCCUGACCGGUUGGGCGAGGGGCGAAGACUGCCCAAAGGCGUACAAGCGGCAUGUCAUCUACAGUGUGAUGAGGAGUGCGUUCGCGGGAUUGACGGUCAAGCAGUUCCAGGCCGUCCAACCGACCACCUCGGAAGGGUACCAGACAUUUUGCAAGAAGCAGAAAUUCACGCCCGAGGUUGUCGAGUUGGAGCACGGUGCGACUGGAUGCUUUUUGGGGCCCCAAACGGCCAAGAAGACGCUGGUCUGGUUUCACGGUGGUGGGUAUAAUUUGGCAGCCUCGGAUGAGCACUGGAGGAUGCUGUGGGAUUGGAUUGAGCUGGUCAAGAACAAUGGCGCGGAGCUGAGGGUGAUGGUUCUCGAGUACGAACUGGCGCCUUAUGGUGUGUUUCCUUUGCAGCUCAAGCAGGCGGUUGCCUCGAUCCAACACCUGCUGGACUCGGGCUUGCAGCCUUCCCAGAUUCUGAUAGGCGGAGAUUCGGCAGGAGGGAACCUCGCAACAGCAUUCACUGCCCACCUGACUCAUACUCACCCCAGUGUUCCCGCUAUCAACCUGUCCAGCAACAUCGGAGGGGCGCUCCUCGUGUCUCCCUGGGUCUGCUUCACCCAGGAACGAGCCUCGUGGAAGAGCAACCAUAAGAAUGACGCGCUCGACCCGGCGACGGUCAGAAUAUGGUCCGACAAUUUCAUGGGCAAGACGCCCAACGACAACUGGAGUCAGCCUGCCGAAGCACCGGCAGAGUGGUGGAAGGACUUAAAGGUGGAUAACAUCGCCAUCACAGCGGGGGGGAACGAGGUGUUGAGGGACGAUAUUCGGGUCCUUGCUGAAAACAUCAAGGUCCAUAAUCCUCAGGUCGAAUACUUCGAAGCGCCGGGAGAGGCGCAUGAUGCCAUCAUCGUGGAUAAGGCGCUUGGAUUGAAGGAGGAUUUUGCUUCGGGGCAGUUCGUGCGCAAGUGGGUUCUGGCGAGGGUGAAAUAG